AUGGCCACUGGGCCAGCGGCGGCGGCAGCGCAUGAUGCAGGGGGCCGCAGCCGCCUCAUCCACCUGCACUUCUACAUGCACGACAUCACGGGCGGGCCGGGGCAGACGGCGGUGCAGGUUGUCAAGGGUCCGGGGCCGGCGCACCCGGCGAUGCCCGGCUACCACUUCGGCGACACCACGGUGAUCAACGACGCCCUGACGGACGGGUCCAGCGCGUCGUCGUCGUGGCUCGUCGGGGGCGCCCAGGGCACCUACACGCUGGCGUCGCUCACGGAGCCCGUGCUGGCGGUGUCCAUGACCGCGGCGCUCACGGGCGGGGCCUACAACGGCAGCACCCUCGCCGUCGUGGGCCGGGACGACGUCUCAGCGGGCGUCAGGGAGCUCGCGGUGGUGUUCUAG
Molecule: messenger RNA, 399 nt
Organism: Miscanthus lutarioriparius
Lineage: Eukaryota; Viridiplantae; Streptophyta; Magnoliopsida; Poales; Poaceae
Source: the annotation of a GenBank genome assembly